AUGGGACCCCCUUCCAGGUCCGGCUUCUACGUGGGCCGCGCCGCAGCCCUGCUGCUGGCGGGGCUGGCCGCCGCGCUCCUGCUGGCGCUGGCCGUGCUCGCCUCGCUGUACGGCCGCUGCGCGCGCGUCCCGCCGUCGGAGCUUCGGCACCGCGGGGCUCCGGCUGCCGCGCCCUCCCUCCCCGGCAAGCAGGAGCCGGCCUCGCAGCCCGGCCCCACUCCGGAGCCCGACGCGGCGGCCACCCCGCCCCCCUGGCGACCCCCGGGGCCCUGGGACCAGCUGCGCCUGCCGCCCUGGCUCGUGCCGCUGCACUACCAGCUGGAGCUGUGGCCCCGGCUGCGGCCGGACGGCCUCUCGGCGUCGGCGUUGCGCUUCACUGGCCGCGCGAACAUCACGGUGCGCUGCACCGCGGCCACCGCGCGGCUGCUGCUGCACAGCCUCUUCCUGGACUGUGAGCGCGCGGAGGUGCACGGACCCCUGUCCCCGGACGCUGGAGACGCCACCGCGGGCCGGUUAUCUGUGGUGGAGACGUGGUUCGCGGUGGGCAUGCAGUACCUGGUGCUGGAGCUCGGAGAAGCCCUGCAGCCCGGGAGCCUCUAUGAGCUGCAGCUCAGCUUCUCCGGCCCAGUGAGCCAGGACACCAGGGAGGGCCUCUUCCUUAACCUCUACACGGACCAGGGUGAGCGCAGGGCCCUGUUAGCAUCUCAGAUGGAACCAACAUUUGCCAGGAAUGUUUUUCCUUGUUUUGAUGAGCCAGCUCUGAAGGCAACUUUUAAUAUUACAAUCAUUCAUCAUCCACGUUAUGUGGCCCUUUCUAACAUGCCAAAGCUAAGUCAGUCUGAGAAAGAAGAUGUGAACGGAAGCAAGUGGACUGUUACCACCUUUCACACCACGCCCCCCAUGCCCACUUACUUAGCUGCCUUUGUCGUUUGUGACUAUGGACACAUCAGCAGGAUCGAGAGGGGCAAGGAGAUACGCAUCUGGGCCCGGAAAGAUGCCAUCGCAGAGGGAAACGCAGACUUUGCUUUGAACAUCACAGGUCCCAUCUUCUCUUUUCUGGAGGAUUUAUUUAAUAUCAGUUACCCUCUUCCAAAAACAGAUAUAAUUGCUUUGCCUACUUUUGACAACCGUGCAAUGGAAAACUGGGGACUAUUGAUAUUUGACGAGUCAUUAUUGUUGCUGCAACCAAGUGAUAAACUAACAGAAAAAAAGAUCGUGAUCUCCUUUACUGUCUCCCACGAAAUCGGACAUCAGUGGUUUGGAAACUUGGUUACCAUGAAUUGGUGGAAUAAUAUCUGGCUCAAUGAAGGUUUUGCAUCUUAUUUUGAAUUUGGGAUAAUUAACCACUUCAAUCCUAAAUUCCCAAGGAAUGAGAUCUUCUUUUUUAACAUUUUACAUGGUGCGCUCAGAGAAGAUCACGCCCUGGUGUCUAGAGCCGUCUCCGUGAAUGUGGAAAGUUUCACAGAAACCAAUGAAAUAAAUGAGCUUUUUGACUUAUUUACUUACAACAAGGGAGCGUCUCUGGCCCGGAUGCUUUCUAGUUUCUUGAAUGAGAAAAUAUUUAUCAGGGCACUUAAGUCAUAUUUGGAGACUUUUUCUUACGCAAAUGUUGAGCAAGAUGAUCUAUGGAGACAUUUUCAAAUGGCCAUAGAUGACCAGAGUAAAAUUCUUUUGCCAGCAACAGUAAAAAGCAUCAUGGACAGUUGGACACACCAGAGUGGUUUUCCAGUUAUCACCUUAAAUGUAUCCACGGGCGUCAUGAAACAGGAGCCAUUUUAUCUCGGAAAGGUUAAAAAUCAGACUCUUCUAACCCACAAUGACACAUGGAUUAUACCUGUUCUUUGGAUAAAGAAUGGAACUACACAGUCUUUAGUCUGGCUAGAUAAAAGCAGCAAAGUAUUUCCUGAAAUGCAAAUUUCAGAUUCUGAUCAUGACUGGGUGAUAUUAAAUUUGAAUAUGACUGGAUACUAUAGAGUUAACUAUGAUGAAUUAGGUUGGAAGAAAUUAAGUCAACAGCUUGAAAAAGAUCCUAAGGCUAUUCCUGUUAUUCACAGACUUCAGCUGGUUGAUGAUGCCUUUUCCUUGUCUAAAAACGAUUAUAUCGAAAUUGAAACAGCACUUGAUUUAACCAAGUACCUUGCUGAAGAAGAUGAAAUCAUAGUGUGGCAUGCAGUUUUGAUGAACCUAGUAACCAGGGAUCUUGUUUCUGAUGGGAACAACUAUGAAAUAUAUCCAUUGUUAAAGAAGUAUCUGUUGAAGAGACUUAUCUCAAUAUGGAAUACUUACUCAACUAUGAUUCGUGAAAAUGUGACAGCCUUGCAGGAGGACUAUUUAGCUCUAAUAUUACUGGAAAAAGUUUUUGGAACUGCAUGUUGGUUGGGUCUUGAGGACUGUCUUCAGCUGUCCAGAGAACUCUUCAGAAACUGGAUGAACCAUCCAGAGAAUGAAAUACCUAAUCCAAUUAAAAAUGUUAUUUUAUGUUAUGGCAUUGCUUUGGGAAAUGAUAAAGAAUGGGAUUUUUUGUUAAAAAUCUACAAUAAUAACACAAAGGAAGAAGAAAGGAUUCAACUUGCUUAUGCAAUGAGCUGCAGUAAAGAUCCAUGGAUACUUAACAGAUAUAUGGAUUAUGCCAUCACUGUGUCUCCUUUCGCUUUUAAUGAAACAAAUGUCAUCGAAGCUGUUGCAGAAGCAUCUGAAGUUGGCCGAUAUGUUGCAAAGGACUUUUUAAUCAACAAUUGGCAAGCUGUGAGCAAAAGGUAUGGAACGCAAUCAUUGGUUACCCUACUAUAUGUAAUCGGGAGAACCAUACGUACAGAUUCACAGAUCUUAGAGCUGCAGCAGUUUUGCAGUAACAUGUUGGAGGAGCACCAGAGACUCACAGUUCAGGCCAAGUUACAGACAAUAAGGAACGAGAAUCUGAAAGGCAAAGAGCGAAGUGCCAGGAUAGCGGCGUGGCUGCGGAAAAACACAUGAUUUACUGUGUCUGCUGCGUCACCUCACACUUUACUGGCUACUGAGCCUCCUGGUGUCACAAAGAGACCGGGUCAUAGCACCCAGGAAGUCCCUGGAGGAUCGCUGUUGUGGAGACCAGAUGGAGACCACUGCUCUGCUGAAUCUCUGGACUGUAUACUUCACCUGUGGGAUGGACUGUCUUUCAGCCAAA
Molecule: messenger RNA, 3163 nt
Organism: Budorcas taxicolor (takin)
Lineage: Eukaryota; Metazoa; Chordata; Mammalia; Artiodactyla; Bovidae
Gene: LVRN
Product: laeverin
Exons: 21
Coding region: 1-2973 (990 amino acids)
Biological process (GO): peptide catabolic process; proteolysis
Cellular component (GO): cytoplasm
Molecular function (GO): metalloaminopeptidase activity; zinc ion binding; peptide binding
Source: RefSeq, a predicted model, not a curated record